Messenger RNA from Trematomus bernacchii (emerald rockcod), 1981 nucleotides. RefSeq names its product ectonucleotide pyrophosphatase/phosphodiesterase family member 7-like. The transcript is spliced from 6 exons. The coding region runs from base 95 to 1546 and encodes 483 amino acids. NCBI's taxonomy places the organism in Eukaryota, Metazoa, Chordata, Actinopteri, Perciformes, Nototheniidae. The record is from RefSeq and is a predicted model, not a curated record.
ACCGUUUGUAAACAGAUCACAGAGAAAAGGUUAAAAAGGCAGGCAUGUUCAGGCAGAUAACCAGAAGUGUGGUGCAGUGUGUGAGUCCUCUGUAAUGCUGCUGAUCUGCCUCGCUGUGCUCGGCCUCACCGGCAGCUCUCUGUCUGCUGCUAUACCACCACCAGACGCUACAGGAUCCAGAAACAAGCUGCUGCUCGUCUCCUUCGAUGGUUUCCGCUGGGACUAUGACCAAGACGUGGACACCCCGAACCUGGAUAAGAUGGCCUGGGACGGGGUGAGGGCAGAAUACGUCACCCCACCCUUCCUCACCAUCACCAGCCCAGCACACUUCACCCUGCUUACAGGACGUUAUGUUGAGAAUCAUGGAGUAAUCCACAACAUGUGGUUCAACACUAACACUCAGGAGAAGAAGCAGUACUACCAAACUCAGUUUGUUGAUUCCUACUGGGACAACGGCAGCUUACCCAUCUGGAUAACAGCACAGAGACAGGGUCUAAAAGCAGGUUCUCUGCAUUUCCCUGGAACAGCAGCCACCUACAGAGGGGAGACUGUGGGGGUUAGUCAAGUGGAACCUUUUCUCUAUGAUCAUUCAAAUGAGACCGAUUGGAGGCUGAACAUUGACAAGGUGAUUGGAGAAUGGUUCCACCAACAGGAUCUGGACUUUGUCUCCUUGUACUUCGGAGAACCAGAUUUGAUUGGGCACAAAUAUGGACCAAAUUCUCCAGAACGCCGUGAGAUGAUCCAGCAAGUAGACCGUACAGUGGGCUACAUCCGGGACAAAAUCCAAGAACAUGGCCUUACUGACCGGCUCAACAUUAUCAUCACUGCCGACCACGGGAUGACUACCGUUUUAAGAGGUGGAACCUUUGAGGAGAUCACCCUCUCUAAGAUCCCUGGAUUCAGCUUCAAGGAUGUCAAAUUCCACCUGGUGGAUUAUGGUCCUGCUGGGAUGCUGCUUCCUAAAGAGGGGAUGCUGGAGAAGGUCUACCAGGCUCUGAAAGGAAGCCAUCCUCACCUUCAUGUGUACAAAAAGGAGGAGAUGCCAGCUAGACUGCACUACGGUAACCAUCCUCGGCUCUUGCCCAUCAUCCUCUUUGCUGAUCCUGGAUAUGUAAUCAAUGGGUUUUUCCCUGUGCAGUUCCACAAAGGAGAACAUGGCUUUGACAAUCAAGUGAUGGACAUGAAGCCUUUUUUCAGGGUGGUGGGACCUGAUUUCAAGACAAACCUGGUGUUCCGGUCUUUUGAGACAGUUAAUGUGUACCCACUGAUGUGCCAUCUACUGGGGAUAAACCCAGAAGUCAAUGAUGGACACCUGGACAAUACCAAAGACAUGAUGGUCCCCAACAAAAACAACAACAAACUGAAUGCCCUGUCUCAAGUGGUUGUCGGUUUAUCUGCAGUGACCGUUUUUCUCGCACUGGUGUUCAUAAUGACCACUUCCUAUGCUGGGUGUAAAAGGAAUCGAGUAGAAAGGAGUUUCAACAUGGAACAUGCAGCUGGGUACAUUGGGGAAGAAAAGACAGACAUCAAGCAGAGCAGUUUUUAAAAAUGAAGACUGAUUUUUUUUUUCUUUUUUUUUCUAAUAUUCUUUCUUAUUUAAUCCACAUCCUUCCAUUAAUGACAGAUACAACAUUCUGGUACAGAAGCACUUCUCUAUCAAAGGUAAUUGUCACUAAAUAUUACCAUGUCCAUGCAUGGAGUGGAUGACAUGUACUUGAUUUGAUGGAAGAACUUUUUACAAUUUUUUCAUGAAUGACAAAAUAUAGCAAAUCUAUCCCAAGACUGUCACUGUGUAUAUUUGAAUGGAGAUCACAAUACAAAUGCAGAUUAGAAAUAUAGAGAAAUGUUUUAAGUUUAGCCUUUUUGAGUGCUUUGCCGUCGACUUUCAUUCAUUGUGAAUUCAGUAUGAUGGCAUUAUCCUUUUUUUCUCAUCAUCUUUGCCAAAAGCUACAGUUAACACCUUAUAUUAAAAAUAUAAAUG